AUGAUAAACCUAAUUCUUACUCUGAUUCUGCCUGCAGUUUUGAUACUGUGGUUGAAGAAAUGGAAAAAUAGCAAGGCAAUGAAUAAAUUGCCACCUGGCCCGAAAACUCUUCCUAUAAUCGGAAAUCUUCACCAAAUCAGCUAUCCUACCUUCCGUUGCUUUACAGAUCUGUCGAAGCAGUACGGCCCCUUAAUGCGUCUCAAGCUUUGCGGGACCAGCGCUGUCGUCGUCUCGUCCCCCGAGCUGGCGAGGCAAAUGCUUAAAGAUCUCGACCCCAACUACGCGGACAAGCCGCGGAUCGUGGUGGCCGAGAUCAUGUUCUACCACGCCAGCAGCAUUGUCUUCACCCCCUACGGCGACUACUGGCGCCAGAUGAGGAAGCUCUGCACCAUCGAGCUUCUCAGCCCCAAAAUGGUGAGAUUGUUCCAAACCAUUCGGAAUGACCAGAUCGGGCGGCUGAUCAACUCCCUGCGCGAAUCUUCUGGAAGCGCCGUGAAUUUCACGGAGAUGAUUUUGUACAACUCCAACUCCAUCACCUGCCGCGCUGCGUGCGGCGGCGUGGUGAAGGACAACGAGACGCUCAUGAAGCUCAUGCUUGACUCGACUAAGGUUAUCACGAAUUUCGAGAUCGCGGAUAUGUUCCCGUCGUCGAGGAUUGCGAGCGCGUUGAGCUGGACGAAGCCGCGGAUCAGGACGAUGCGCAACAAGCUCGAUGUGAUCAUGGACGAAAUCAUCGAACGGCAUAAGAGAAAUCGGCGCUCUGGCUUGGGGAAUUCGGAGUUUGGGAGUGAGGAUUUGGUUGAUGUGUUUCUUAGGGUUCAGGAGGAAGGGGAGCUCAAGUAUCCUAUCACCAAUGACAACAUCAAGGCUGUGUUGUAUGAUAUUUUCAUAGGUGGAACUGAAACCUCGUCAACAACUAUUGACUGGGCGAUGGUGGAACUAUUGAGGCACCCUGAAGCCAUGGCCAAGGCACAAGCUGAAGUGAGAAGAGUCUUGAAUGAAAAUAACGAUGAACGCACUUUCAAAUAUCUAAAAUAUGUGAUCAAAGAGACGUUGAGGCUGCACCCGCCGGCUCCAGUUCUGCCUAGAGCUUCCAAGGAAGAAAAAGUGAUCGAUGGGUACACCAUACCGGCAGGACAAACGGUGCUUUUUAAUAUUUGGGCAAUGCAAAGGGACCCGAGGUACUGGAAAGAUCCUGAGAAGUUUGAGCCCGAGAGAUUCGAGAAUCUCUCUGUAGAUUUUCUUGGUGGUGAUCAUCAGUUUUUGCCCUUCGGAGGUGGGAAAAGAAUGUGCCCUGGGCUGACGUUUGGUACGACUACCGUGGAGUCGGUUUUAGCCCAAUUGCUCUACAACUUUGAUUGGAAACUUCCGGCCGGUGUCACGCCUCAGGAUUUAGACAUUACUGAAAACGAUGGGAUAACAGCCGCACGAAAAAACAAUUUGUUUGUAGUUGCCACUCCGUAUCAGUAGUUGAUAACCAACUAUUGAUUUUCUCAUAUAAGAUUACUAUUUGUAACUUUUACAAUAUAGUGUCCUCUUCAAUAAGAGAAAACAUAGUUCACGAUUAUA
This is a messenger RNA of Salvia splendens (bonfire salvia), 1569 nucleotides long. RefSeq names its product premnaspirodiene oxygenase-like. Lineage: Eukaryota; Viridiplantae; Streptophyta; Magnoliopsida; Lamiales; Lamiaceae. Bases 1 to 1470 code for a protein of 489 amino acids. The record is from RefSeq and is a predicted model, not a curated record. Gene Ontology annotation, molecular function: iron ion binding; monooxygenase activity; oxidoreductase activity, acting on paired donors, with incorporation or reduction of molecular oxygen. The transcript has 2 exons.